Meloidogyne enterolobii is the source of this 255-nucleotide messenger RNA. The record is from the annotation of a GenBank genome assembly. NCBI's taxonomy places the organism in Eukaryota, Metazoa, Nematoda, Chromadorea, Rhabditida, Meloidogynidae.
AUGGCACUUAAGCGUGUCUCUUCCGCUUUUGCAGAAAGUGUAGCGUUUCACCGAGAUCCAUUCAAUAAACCAGAAUUGGUUCAUACACUCAAAGGCCGAGAACUAAUUAUUUUUACAAUUCUCUACAUUAUUGGUGUAAUUGGAAUUGUUGUUCUUUUUGAACAUGUAAUGCCUGUAAUUUUUAUAGAUGAAAAGAUGUUAGCUGAGCAAAACCGCAGGUCAAAGAUAUAUUUGGCAAAUCAAAUGUUAUCAUAA